AUGAGGUUAUGGGUGUGGGUGGUGGUAUGGGGGUGGACGGUUGGUGCCGUGUACGGUCUAGAGCUCGGAGCCGGAUGUCGCGCUCCAUUGGGAAUGGAAUCGAGAAAGAUAAGUGAUUUCGCUGUCUCGGCGAGCAGUAGCUACGAUUCGGGGAGCGUGGGACCCCAACAUGCAAGAUUGAGAAAUCACAAGCAAGGUGGAGCUUGGUGUCCACGACAUAUGGUAUCUAGAGACGCCAGAGAAUAUCUAGAAGUUGACCUAGGAAGUCUGCAUGUUGUCACAGGUGUGAAAACACAAGGACGAUAUGGAAAUGGACAAGGUCAAGAAUAUGCUGAACAAUACAUGGUGGAAUAUUGGAGAAGAGGUCUAGGUAAAUGGGUUAGAUGGAAAGACAGAAGUGGUAAAGAGCUACUCUCUGGCAACACUGAUACAUUUACAAUAGUGGAACAAAACCUGGAUCCUCCUAUUAUAACUAGAAAACUAAGAUUGCUACCUUAUAGUGAUCACGUGAGGACUGUCUGUAUGAGAACAGAAUUAAUGGGCUGUAAUUGGACAGACGGCUUGGUGAGCUACGCUGCUCCUCAGGGAGUGAGGAGGGGCUCCGAUCUGGACCUCAGUGACCGGACGUACGACGGGGCCGAGGAGAACGGACAGCUGUCCAAUGGAUUGGGUCAGCUGGUGGACGGACAGAGGGGCAGGGACAACUUUAGGUUGGAUUGGAACGGAUUGGGUAAAGGAUACGAAUGGGUGGGAUGGAGAAAUGAUACUUCUGGAUGGUCUGGAUUACCUCUGGAAAUCUUGUUUGAGUUCGAUAGAGUACGAAACUUUUCAGCUGCUCAUUUGUACACCAAUAACUUGUUCACCAAAGAUGUCCAGGUUUUUUCACAUGCCAGAGCCUUCUUUAGUUUCAAUGGGCAUAAGUUCAGUCCAGAACCGGUCUACUUUUCUUACAUGCCAGAUCUGGUUAUGGAACAUUCCAGAAAUGUCACAAUCAAACUACAUCAAAGAAUCGGAAAGUAUUUGAAGCUCCAACUCUAUUUUGCCAGUCGAUGGAUACUUCUCAGCGAAGUAUCAUUUGAUUCUAUUGUGGUCAGCGGCAACUUCACGCAGGAAGCGGAAGAGGAAAUAAGUGCAGCGUUGCCGGACUUCGUCGGAAAGGAGUACCCUAUACAGAGAGACGAGGUCAAGGUCUUGGUAUCCAAAGGCGCAGUUGCCAGAAAUGUAGUCAAAAUAGAGAAUUCGGAAGACGACACAAAGACACUAUUGAAUACACCCCAAGAAUCGAAGAGUUAUAUUGGUUUCGUUAUCGGGGUACUGACUGUCGUUAUUGUAUUGCUGACAUCAGCCAUUGUGUUCGUUGUCAUCAGAAAUUAUCGCUUGAAGAACGCGUUGAUACCUGACGAAAGCAAGACUUCAGAGCUUGAAAAAAGUAACAAGGAUGACCUGUACAAAGACUACGCCCAACAGCUGUCGCUCGGCGAGGACUACCCAGAUGUUCCAGAUUUGGUAUCGAAGGAAUUUGUAGUUGAGGAGGUACAGAAACCUCCACCUGUGCCACCGCCUCCGCAUCAUUACUAUUCCCAUGACGCUAACAGCACCUCCGCCGCGCUGCCUGUGUCCGCGGCACGCCGUCACCUAACUCUUCCCCUGGGAACCCCCCGAAACGACCUCCCGGACGAGGACCGGACCACGUCGCCGAUGGCCACGAUCGCGCGCGACCGUCUCAAGGCGAUCGAGAAAAUCGGACGCGGCACUUACGGGGACGUGCACUUGUGCCAACUGAUGACCGGCACUGGUGGGGAGGGAACGUGUUCCACGUCGUCGGGGGUGAGGAAUGGUGAUGUGGUUAAGGGGGAGGGAGAGGAGGAGGAGGAGGAUGGGAGGGUGUGUGUGGUGUAUUCGUUGGAGAGGAUGGAGUAUUUUGAGGAGUUUAAGAGGGAAUCAAAAUCUCUGGCAAAAUUAAGAGACGUAAAUUUUGCCGUUCUACUAGGAGCUUCCUUGCACAAUUCACCUUUUUAUAUGGUAAGGGAGUACACCUAUUAUGGAGAUCUAUGCCAGUUCCUUCAAGAUCACGUUGCUCAAUCCACGACGAUAGUCAGUAAUGCGAAAACAUUAAGUUAUGGUUCAUUAAUGUUUAUGGCGUCUCAAGUGGCGUCAGGAAUGAAAUACUUAGAAGGAGUAAAUUUUGUACAUAAAGAUUUGGCAACAAGAAACUGCUUGGUAGGAAAGGACUACGAAAUCAAAAUCUCUGACGUAGGCUCCUACAGGGAGAUUUACUCGCAGGAUUAUUGCAGAGUGGUUGGUCCUGAACCUGUACCCUUAAGAUGGAUGGCUUGGGAGUCAGCCUUAUUGGGUAAAUUUUCAUCCAAAAGUGAUGUGUGGUCGUUUGCAGUACUCCUGUGGGAAAUCCUCACUUUUGCCAGGGAACAACCGUUCGAAUGGCUUAGUGACGACAAAGUUCUGGAAAAUCUAGCCCAGUACUAUGAGAAUAGCGGGAAACAGAUUUACCUGGACCUGCCGCACAACUGCCCCAAAGAAAUCUACGACCUGAUGCUGGAGUGCUGGAACCGCAACGAAACCGAUAGGCCCUCCUUCAAGGAGAUCCACCUGUUCCUGCAACGGAAAAAUCUCGGUUUCAAGCCUGACCUGCGCUGACGGCAUCGGCACGUGCAGGACCGGCUGCUGCGCUUGUACGACAAUAAUUUCGAACAGCUGAGCGACGCGCUGAAGACGAUGAUGUGGUGCGCAGAUGUUGAGACGUAGACUAUGUGGUGUAGUUUUUUGAUAAAUAUAUGCCUAGUGUUCGAGUCUGCGUUGGUUAGACUUUUGGUAUAAGGAUGUAAUGUGGAGAAAUGUUGAGAGUAUUUUGUGUUUGUGAAGGUAAUACUGAACAGGUAAAUGCAAACAAAUGUUUAUUGCUUUCAGGCAAAGAUGU
Sitophilus oryzae (rice weevil) is the source of this 2935-nucleotide messenger RNA. RefSeq names its product epithelial discoidin domain-containing receptor 1-like. Gene Ontology annotation, cellular component: signaling receptor complex. The transcript has 18 exons. The record is from RefSeq and is a predicted model, not a curated record. Gene Ontology annotation, molecular function: ATP binding; protein tyrosine kinase collagen receptor activity; collagen binding. NCBI's taxonomy places the organism in Eukaryota, Metazoa, Arthropoda, Insecta, Coleoptera, Curculionidae. Gene Ontology annotation, biological process: cell surface receptor protein tyrosine kinase signaling pathway; protein phosphorylation; positive regulation of kinase activity. Bases 1 to 2655 code for a protein of 884 amino acids.